UGUUUCGUAACAAAAUUGUCAACAAUACUCUCACCCUUUAUUACAUAAACGUAAAUAAAAAUGCCCAAAGCACCGAAAAUUCGGAUGCAUGAUGUAAAUCCUUUCCUUCAGAGGGUCCGCGAUUUUCUUCUAGGUCGAAAACAUACCUUAGCACUUAGGUUUCAAGAUACUAUAGCUACUAGAUCUCCACCCCCACCUGUACUACCAGACGGCCCCGCACAUAAAUUAGCAUCGAAUUAUUAUUAUUCGAGAGAUGCAAGACGUGAAGUAAGUCCACCAGAGGUGAUAGCACCAAAACCAAAGCAAAUUGAAGGUGGCGAAAAAUUAGAUCCUUGUAAAAGAAUUACUCCUGGAAAUGUUUAUAACUGGGAUUAGAACCACAGAAUGAUUUAUAUUUUUAGUAGAC
Molecule: messenger RNA, 406 nt
Organism: Psylliodes chrysocephalus
Lineage: Eukaryota; Metazoa; Arthropoda; Insecta; Coleoptera; Chrysomelidae
Source: the annotation of a GenBank genome assembly